GCAGGCGUCGCCAUCUGCCGGUGCCGGUUCCCGGCUCGCUUGCCGACAACACGCUGAGCACAAGCUCGCGUCUCGUCGCGUCGCGCGCGCACUCGCACUCGCGCUCACGCUCAUUCACUGAGCCAUUACUCAGCUCACCAACUCCAGAUCUCAUGGCGCACUCGAGCUGCCACCGCUCCGUCCUCCUCCCCACGACCAUGGCCACGGCGUGCUUCGCCCUUGUUCUUCUCCUCGCGCUCUGCGCAGCGCCGGCCCCGGCCCACGCCGCGCGCGCCCUGACGCCGGGCCGCGCGGGCGCGGUGACCAAGGCGCAGCAGGGUGGCACCGGCAGCAACGCGACGUCGGCGGCGGCGGACGAGUACCUGGCGCCGCACAACCAGGCGCGCGCGGCGGUGGGCGUGCCCCCGCUGCGGUGGAGCGCGGACCUGGCGUCGACCGCAGCGGCGGUCGUGGCGCAGCAGCAGCGGCAGGUCGGGUGCGCGUUCGUGGACAUGGGCGGCAGCCCCUACGGCGCGAACCAGGGGUGGGCGAGCUACCGCGCGCGGCCCGCCGAGGUGGUGGCGUCGUGGGUGGCGCAGGGGCGGUACUACACCCACGCCAGCAACACCUGCGCCGCGGGGCGGCAGUGCGGCACCUACACGCAGGUGGUGUGGCGCCGCUCCGCCGAGCUCGGGUGCGCGCAGGCGUCCUGCGCCACCGGCGCCACGCUCACGCUCUGCCUCUACAACCCGCACGGCAACGUGCAGGGACAGAGCCCCUACUAGCUUACUAGCCUCGGUGGCGAGCGGCCGGCCGGCCGAUCAGGUUGGUGGGGCUCCGUCCUGUUGAGCCGCCGAUGCCGGCGCCGGCGCCGGAGCGCGAUGCGGCAUGGUUACUUGGUUAGAGUAAGAGACGCCUACGUAGUUCUAGCCCUUUCCUGCACGGUUAGGCUUUGCUUUUGUGUUCGUGGUGUGUGUGUGUGUGUGUGAUCCGGUGGUGUUCUUGGUGUUCAGAACUGCUUUGGUUAACAUGUGCUGCACUGGGAGACGCUUGCGAUGUGGUGCUGCUUCCUGUUCCUUGCGAUUUUUUCGCUUCGUGAAUGGGGCAACCGACACACUGGCAAAAGCGAAUUGAUCGCCCCCUUUCUUUCAGGCGAGUGGAUUGUCAAUUGCUGGCGUUUCUUUA
Molecule: messenger RNA, 1164 nt
Organism: Panicum virgatum (switchgrass)
Lineage: Eukaryota; Viridiplantae; Streptophyta; Magnoliopsida; Poales; Poaceae
Product: STS14 protein-like
Exons: 1
Coding region: 153-764 (203 amino acids)
Source: RefSeq, a predicted model, not a curated record